GUUGGGUUUGGAUCAUCGCCGCCUCUCACCGCAGGACUCGGCGCCGCUUAACUCAACGCGAAGAACAGAGAGGUUUCGGCGGUGCAGGUGAUGUAACCCUGCUCGCGUUCAGCUCCACAACUCUUCAUCACUGCAGCUUCUCAUCACAGAGCAAUGGGUCCCUUCAAACUCUGAAGUGAGCGUCAAAUCACACAAGGAGUGGAAAGAAAAAGAACAAGAGAGCAGAGGAACAAUGGAGUCCACGUCGUCGGAGCAGUUGGCCACAGUGGACGCGCUGGUGGAAUCGUGCAUCCAAGCCUUUGAUGAGAAGGGCUGUUUGAAGGACACUCCCUUGGUCCGUAUGUUCCUCAUGAUGCACCCUUGGUACAUCCCUUCCACUGACAUGGCCAAGAAGCUGGUGCUCAAGUCCCAAGAGGAGAGCUGCACUGCCGAGCGCCGAACAAGAAUAUGCCACCUUGUAAAGUACUGGAUCUCCGAGUUUCCAGCAGAGUUCAAUCUGAACUCGGAGCUGGCAGACCAGAUCAAAGACUAUAAAGACCUCUUGACCACUGAGGGCAACGAGCGUCAGAGUCAGCUCAUUGACCUCGACAGUGUGCCUUCGUAUAAAUGGAAACGGCAGGUGACGCAGCGUGUUCCGUCGGUGUCCAAAAAGAGGAAAAUGUCCCUCCUCUUUGACCACCUCGACUCCUGCGAGCUGGCAGAGCACCUGACCUUCCUCGAGUACAAAUCCUUCUGCAAGAUCCUGUUUCAGGACUACCACAGCUUUGUGAUGCACGGCUGCACGGUGGAUAACCCCAUCCUGGAGCGCUUCAUCACGCUCUUCAACAGCGUUUCCCAGUGGAUUCAGCUCAUGGUGCUCAGCAAACCCACAGCCCCACAGAGAGCCGCCGUCAUCGCCCACUUCAUCAGGGUGGCACAGAAACUGCUGCAGUUGCAGAACUUCAACACCCUGAUGGCGGUGGUGGGCGGCCUCAGCAACAGCUCCAUCUCCCGCCUCAAAGACACGCAGGGCCACAUCAGCGCCGAGACCAACAAGGUUUUUAACAACCUCAUUGAACUGGUGACGUCGUGCGGGAACUACAGCCAGUACCGCAAGCGCUUCUCGGAGUGCUCGGGCUUCCGUUUCCCCAUUCUCGGGGUGCACCUGAAAGACCUGAUAGCCGUGCACGUGGCCCUGCCGGACUGGGUGGACAAAGAGAAGACCCGGGUGAACCUGGCCAAGACGCAGCAGCUGUACGCCAUCCUCCAAGAGCUGGCGCUCAUCCAGACGACGCCUCCUCACGUCGAUGCCAACACGGAUCUGCUCAACCUGCUCACGGUCUCUCUGGACCAGUACCACACAGAGGAGGAGAUUUACCAGAUGUCUCUGCAGAGAGAACCACGAAAGCCAGUGCAGAACUCCAGCCCCGGGCCGGCGCCUGAUCCCAAGCCUACAAUGAUCGACGAGUGGGCCGUGUCAGUGAAGCCCAACGCUGACCCGACCAUCAUCAAGAAACACAUAGAGAAGAUGGUGGAGUCUGUCUUCAAAAACUUUGACGCUGACGGCGACGGCCACAUAUCCAGGGAGGAAUUCGAAGCAAUCCGGAACAACUUCCCUUACCUCAGCAAGUUUGGAGAGCUGGACAAGAACCAAGACGGCAAAAUCAGCAGAGAGGAGAUGAUCGAUUACUUCAUGAAAGCCAGCUCUCUGCUGAACUGCAAGAUGGGUUUCAUCCACACCUUCGCCGAGGCCACCUACGUCAAGCCCACAUUCUGUGAGCACUGCGCUGGCUUUAUAUGGGGCUUUUACAAGCAGGGCUACAAGUGUAAAGCCUGUGGGGUGAACUGCCACAAGGCCUGCCGCAGCCGCCUGGCUGUCGAAUGCCGGAAGAGGACCAAGAGCAUCAGCCAUGAGACGCCGCCAGCUCUACAGGCCAGAUCCUACAGCUUCCCUCCGCCUGCCAACACCCCGCCCAGCUUACAGAACACAGUCAUUGUUGAAGAGGAUAUAGAGACAGUGGAGGAAGGAGUGUUUGAUGUCCACCUAUAACCAGGAGCCGUGAACUGAACGUGUUCUUUGCAUGGAGGAGCCGGCGCCAGUGUCCACCUCGCUCUAUUUUAAAAAUCCUUCCAACGGUUCGUGUGCAAGAGGCCAAAUCAGCAACUGCUGGGAGCUGCAGACUCAGACUGUUCUGCAGAGUGUGUCAGUGUGUGAGUGUGCGUGAGUGUGUGUGUGUGUGUGUGCGUGUGUGUGUGUGAGGAGACACUGCACUGAACACAAAAACCAGGAUACCUACAUGGUGCCACACAGUGGACACACACUGCAACAGCGACUCCACAGAAUGUCUUUGUGGUGUAAAAAAAUCUCUACAUUUCAAUAGCAUUCCAGCCAAGUGUUAACGUUACUAUAUGUAUUGUUUAAUCCACAAUAUUGUAUUUUCUUGAUGAAAUGUUUAAAGUCAGUAGAAUCUAUCUAUUUGAGCACUUUUCUGCAGACUGGAGCGCUCGUCUACUCUUUGGUCACAACAUAAUAGAGGUGCUGUUAUUGCCAAGAAUGUAAACCUGUCGCCCCCGUACUAAGCCUCCGUCGUCAUCUGAGAAUCUCUGCUUUGUUAUUGUCCAUCAUCCUGUUUUUGAAAAUACAUUUCAGUGGACCAAUUUUGAUGUCGUGUAUAUAAUACUGUUGACGGCGACGAAACCAACCAUUUUGCAAAGAGCAAAACGACUGUGGGGGACGGUGGGGUCGGGGGACGUUGAUGAGCAUCAUAUUUUUGUCAUGUUUUCCUGAAUAUCAGUAACUGUCCUAUAGUUCUUGCUGUUGUGAUGUUUUCAGUAUACAGUGCUGUCUUGUAUCGGUGCACUGAUGGUCUCUCCUUGUAGCAGAAACGGUGACGCGCUGCUGUCACACGAAGAAGAACCCACUCCGGAAAGCUUAAAUACAAUAUAUUUAAAGUGAAUAUUUUGUAUUUUAUAUUCGGUAUCUUUUGGUUUGUGGACAGAAAAAUGUUUUAUAAACCAAACUAACUGAUUCAUUGAGAGUAUAAUUGAUGGAUCAGUCGGUACAACAAUGAAAAUAAUGAUUAGUUGGAGCCCUGCAUUAAAACUGGAGGCUUUUUGUGCGACAGCAGCAAACCCAUUAUCCUGAGAAUCUGUGUUCAAGUUGAAUUUUUAGUGUUUCUUUUUUUUUUUUAUCCUGCAUGCUUCUCCCCCUUCAUGCCUCUAUUCUCUACUCCAGACUUCUUACUGAGCAUUUCUUAUUUUAAUGUCGCAUGCCAAGUUCUCUUUCAUUUAAAACGUGAGGUCUUGGAAGUUCCAGAGCUGAAAAGGACGACGCUUACGGUCUAAAAUGGUCUGAUACUUUGUGCCCGUGUGUGGAGAAUUCAGACCUCGAGUGCCAUAGUGUUACCUGCUGGUUUGUCAUUGAAUGAGACUAUCACACUGCUGGUAUUUAUUUUUCUGUAUAAAAAGCGAAACAGCUGCCAGUCCUUCUGUGUCACUCACUGCCUGAAGAAGGAUAUUUGUUUGUUUGUUGUUCCUUGAAUGAAUCUUUGAGACUGAUGUCCAUGCUGCAUUCUUGUGGACCCCAGACAUUAGUUUUCUGUUCUGUUCAAGAAUUUCUGUACCUAAUAAGAAUGUUACUGAAAGAAA
Solea solea (common sole) is the source of this 3627-nucleotide messenger RNA. RefSeq names its product RAS guanyl-releasing protein 2-like. Gene Ontology annotation, biological process: positive regulation of GTPase activity; Ras protein signal transduction. Lineage: Eukaryota; Metazoa; Chordata; Actinopteri; Pleuronectiformes; Soleidae. Gene Ontology annotation, cellular component: plasma membrane. Bases 233 to 2029 code for a protein of 598 amino acids. The record is from RefSeq and is a predicted model, not a curated record. The transcript has 17 exons. Gene Ontology annotation, molecular function: guanyl-nucleotide exchange factor activity; calcium ion binding.